AUGCUCCCGUGGCUAGGCUCCACAGUAGCCGCGGCGCCGCUGGCAUUGCGCACGCUAGCGUACACGUCGUCGUGGGUGGCGCACAGCCUCAUCGUGCAGAUGCUGGUUUGGGGCGUGCUGACUGUCUACAACCGCAACGGGCUCUCCAAGAAGAACACCCGGGAACCGGCACUGCCGGUGUCCAGGAUGCUGCUGGCGGAUGUCUUUGGGUACUACUCAUGGAUGAUCGGCGCCGGGCUGGUCCAGGCGUGGUACAACCCAACCAUGGACUCGUGGGGAUUUGAAUUUCCCUUCACUAAACUCCUGUGGUACCAACUCCCAAUCAUCAUGGCCUACGACACUUGGUUCUUCUUCGUGCACCGCUACGCGCACAUCAACAAGUGGCUGUUCCGCCACGUGCACGCGAUGCACCACCGCAACGACGCCUACCUGAAUGUGACAUCAAACUCGUUCGAGCACCCCAUAGACGGCCUGAUGGUUGUUGGCAUCCCGGUCGGCUUUGUCGCCUUGCUCGGGUGCCACAUCGGCAACUUCUGGACGCUGUUCGUGCCCAUGCACACGAUCGCGUGCAUCUUUGUGUUUGGCCACAGCGGCUACGACCUGGCCCUUGACGAGUGGCACCACGUCGCCCUGCUGGCCAUCAACCCCAUGCUGCUCAUCCAGCUGGUGACCGCCAACGCGGCCGUCCCUAUGGACCACGAGGACCACCACACCAACCCGCGCGUCAACUUUUCGCUGUUCUUCACGUUCUGGGACGACCUCUUCGACUGCUCGCACCCCAAGCGCGCACCGUUCACGUUCCUGCUGUGGUUCGUGAGCCUCUUCUUCUUCGUGCCCCUCUCCCUCUACUACGAGUGGAUCUGGUUCGGCCCCGCCAGCUUCUUCGCCGCGCUCGUGCUCCACAUCUUCACGCCGCUGCCCAACGCCGUGUACAAGCUGCUGGGCGGCGUCGUCUCGCGUACAGUCAGCCGCCUGCCGAUCUGGGACUGGAUGCGUCGUGACCUGCUGCUCACCUACGCCGAGCCCGGCCAGCCGGGCGCGUUCGACGCGGACCCCUCCCGCCGCUACAUCUUCUGCUACCAGCCGAUGGGCGUCCAGGCGCGCGGCGCGUACUACACCUUUGCGGGCAAGGGGCGGCGCAGCCCCGUGUCGAAGCUGCACGACGUGAAGCUCGCGGCCGGGCGCGUGCUGUGGGGGACGCCGAUUGUGCAGCAGCUGCUGGCGCUGUACGACUGCUGCGACACGUCGUACGCGACGCUGUCGGCGCUGCUCACUGACAAGGAGCUGUCUUGA
Molecule: messenger RNA, 1293 nt
Organism: Monoraphidium neglectum
Lineage: Eukaryota; Viridiplantae; Chlorophyta; Chlorophyceae; Sphaeropleales; Selenastraceae
Exons: 5
Coding region: 1-1293 (430 amino acids)
Biological process (GO): lipid biosynthetic process
Molecular function (GO): oxidoreductase activity; iron ion binding
Source: RefSeq, a predicted model, not a curated record